Molecule: messenger RNA, 7978 nt
Organism: Spirodela intermedia
Lineage: Eukaryota; Viridiplantae; Streptophyta; Magnoliopsida; Alismatales; Araceae
Source: the annotation of a GenBank genome assembly
AUGCUCGGCGGCUCGGGGCUCCCGCCCCUGGAUCUCCCGGCUCUUCUGCAGUUCGCGAUCACCGCGCUUGCGCUCGUGUCCGGGUUGCUUUUCGUCAUCAGGAGCGCGGCUUCCCGGUACUUUGUUGUGGACGCGAGAUUUGAAUCGGACAUUGGAGGGUUCGAGGGCCGUGACAAGAUGUCUGAUGGGGAGGAUAAGUGUUUCGUCUGCGAUAGGCGGGGGACGAAGAAAUGCUCUAGGUGCAAGAGCGUCCGCUAUUGGUAGGUGCUCUUAGUUUUUCAAUUAUCUUCUUAAUUUCUCAUUCUCCUGCUCAGUAGUCACCAUUAGAGGGAGUUACCAUUGCCUAGGAUAUCUUGCAUCGUAAACUUGCACGUACGUCCUUAUUCUAGGAGUAAUCGGUGAGUCAUAUUCAUCAGUUGGAAGCUUUUCGACUCGUUGUGCAUUGUUUAGGCUUCAACGUCACUCUUGACGUCAGGAAGAUUGACCAGGAAGUGGACAAACUAACCUCAACAGAGUGGCCAAUUUUUUUUUCCCUGCCGCCACAUAAUUUUAACGGUAUUGGCACUUGGCAGGCUCAUCAUCAGUUAUUUUCCACUUUUUUCUCCCGGAGUCUAAUUCGGUUGUGGCGACAAAAAGUUUUUUAAUGUUAAAACGUUGGAAUCAGAAAGUAAGACCAAUUUAAGGAAUUUAUGGGUACCAUUGAAAACUGGAAUGCUUAUUUAACCCCACAAUGUUUUCAUAUGUGCUAUAACCCUCACAGAACUGGAAUUGGGGCAACCAUGAAUUUACAAAAUCUGGUUUUCGUUCUGUGUAAUAUAAAUUGUUAGAAGGAUGGGAAUAAUACUAGAUUGCGGCCAUCUGGUUAAGAUGUUUCCAUUAGAUUCAUUUUUGCAACUUUCAUCUUUCAUGUUAGGGUAGCAAGCUUGUGAAUGAAUGUGUUUUUGUGACUUUUGCAUGGGCAUUUGUGAGAGUAUGCUGCCACAAGGAUAAGAUUUAAAGGAUAAGAGGCAGCUGUAAAGAUAUUACAUAGAAUACAACAGUUUUCAGCUUGGAAAAAUUGGUUUUUUUAUAAAAUAUGCUAUUUUUUCGCUGUGAGCUAUAAGAAAUCCGUUGUCAUCAAGGAAUAUAAGUUUCUUUGGAUUGAUAAGUAUUCCAUCCAAACUAUUCCUCAAAUAUCACUGACUUGCGUAACUGAUGCUUUUGGUGAUCAGUACGGGGCGAUCUGUGGCUCUAGUUUAUUUAAUAAUGCCACUUUUUUGCCGAGGAUUAAUGAAUUUUGGUGGUAGAUGAUUCUGAAAAGCUGAAUGUUUGAUGUUAAGCUUGUCAAAAAGCUGUGGCUGGUUGUUUAUCAUGUUGUCUUCUUGAGGUUGAUUGUGCUUGGCCACUUGUAUUUUGUGUAGAUGGUAGAUGUGUUGUCACUGUGAUACAUACACACUCAAUUCCACAUCUUGCCUAGAGUGGCAUGCUUAUUUUCAAUCAAACCUCCUUGAAGUAUAGAUCUUCAUUCUGUUUUUAAUGUCUAUCUUUAAGCCCGGUCACAAUUCUUAAAUCUGUUGAGGAGUUUUAAUGGAAUUUGGUCACUAUAUUUUCGAGUUAACUCUUGUACCUAAAAAAACCAAAUUCAAAGCUUAAAACUGCAUGCUGCCAACAGAUGCGUCCCACAUAGUUAUACUAUAGCUGAAGUGUAAAAUGUGAAUUAUUUGUGGUUGUUACAUCAUAUUAGUAAUAUCUUUGGAAGUAGUUCGUCCUUCAUUUGCUUAAUUUCUUCAUCAAUGCAAACCCCAGGAAGCAAAACGACUAAACACAUGGAAAUAUGCUAUUGAGACGAAUUUUCACUUAUUUAUUUUUUCAUAUUGGAGACGCCUCUUGGCCAUAUUGCAAUGGUAGUUAUAUUAGAGAAACAUAGGCCUGUACUAACGAAGCACCAUAGUUGGUAAGUCGAUGACGAUGAAAUAUUGACCUUAUGUGUAGAUAGGAUUGAUGGGAUGAUGGCUAAACAUAUACAUACAUUUUUACGUGAGAGUUUAUAUUUUAACUAUGUGAAUCAUUUUCAUUUAUGAUAUUUUCACUUGUUGGAGACGUAGUACUGAUUCUAUCACUCAGCACAUCUACUUUGUGGGUUUUCAUCCAUCAAACUGUUUUAGAUGCUGAGGUAUCAAUGAAGGUGUACUUCUGCCGAGGUUUUUGCCAGCGUGAUUUUGCUACAACUUUAUUAUGAUGGAUGCCCAGGUUUGUCAGAUGUGGAAGAUAGAAAACAUAUUUUAAUCUUUAAGCUUUUAAGGCAAAAUAAGCAUUGUAACUUGGUGGCCAUCAAAGUAUAUGAUUAUUCGUUUCAUCCAUUAAAUAUUUGACUCCUUCCUUCUCUCGUGCCUUGUUAGAUAAUGGAGUUUACGUAUUAUGAUAAGCUGUCAGAAGUCAUGUUGGUUAGUUACUGCUAUCUAAGUGGAUGAUCUAUCGAAGUUGGAAGCCGUUUAAGAUUUCUGUGAUCUCACAUGCUUUCUGCUAGUAGCUCAAAGCAUGUUCGUAGCUCUCAGACUGGUUUUUUGUUACUUUUUCAGAAAAUCAUCAAAGAUGAUCGGAUACUCUUUACUACUGGCAUUUCAUUUCAAUGACCAUUUAUUUAGUUGUCUUCCUGUUCUUUUCAUCUUUGGUUCGCUCAUAUCACUUUACUCAUUUAUAUGCCCGGCAAGUGAUCUUUCAUCCUUGUCACUUGAUGAAACUUGUCGAGUGAAAUUGAGAGAACUGUUUUCCCUGCAGCUCUCAGGAAUGUCAGUCAAAACAUUGGAAAGGUGGGCACAAUCGCAUAUGCAAGGAGCCUAAGGUUUUUGAUGAUUCUCUUCUUGGUGGAACUUUUGGAAGAAGGAAGUCCUCAUCUAUUGCAUUAGUGCCUUCUCGUGGUUCUUGCAAGGUUUUGGGACUGCCUAAGAAGGUAUGAUGUAAUAACCCACUUGUUGGAUAUAUGCUCUCUCUCUUCACACGACUAUCAUGCGGCACUCAUUUCUGAUGCAGGUUCUUUUUCCAUAUGACGAAUUUGUGAAACUGUUCAACUGGGAUAAACAUAUUUACCCUCCCUGUGGACUUCUAAACUGCGGAAACAGGUUCAAGUCUCAAACUGUCUAACAUUCCUUCUUUUUUUUAAUGAUUAUAUUUAACAAAAAUGAUGUCGUUCACCAGUGUCACAUUUAUAUAUAAUAUUGCAUCGUUUUCCAAGAUCCAUUCUAAGUAUUUUUUAAUGCAGCUGCUUUGCCAAUGUUAUUCUGCAAUGUUUGGCGUGCACUCGACCACUUGUAGCAUACUUGUUGGAGGGAAGCCACUUGAAGACAUGUAAGCUUCGACUUCUGGAAUGUGUGUCAGCCUUUUCUACUAGUUUUCUACAGCUGACAAUUGACGAAUUUUAUUUAUAAAUAUUUCUGUUAUUAGGUGCCGGGAACGAUUGGUGCUUCUUAUGUGAGCUUCAAAUCCACAUUCAGAAUGUAAGCCAAAGUAUGAAGCCAUUUUCACCUAUUAAUAUCCUCUGUCGGUUACCAAAGAUUGGAGGCAAUCUUGGCCACGGAAGGCAGGAGGAUGCUCACGAGUUCAUGAGGUUUUCCCACUCGUCUCCCUAUUGAAUUUUAAUUAUCACUGUUUACUGGAUACCACACUGGAAUCUCCGCUGCAUUUUAUCAUAUUAUUUAUUCCAUGUAAUAAUUUGCUUUGUUUUGCAAAAGUAAGGUUUAGAUUUUCAGUUCUUAUUUAUCAAUGUGUUAUACUCUCUAGGUUUGCUAUAGAUACAAUGCAGUCUGUUUGUCUUGAUGAAUUUGGUGGAGAAAAGGCUUUGGAUCCAAGCAUUCAAGAGACAACACUUAUUCAACACAUAUUUGGUGGUCACCUUCAGUCUCAGGUUUAAACAAUCACCUGGAACCAUUUUUUUGUCCUCUUCCCCUUUCAACCGUAUAGUUCGGAAAAAGGUGAUGGUUUUCUUUGGUUUCGUUUUACUUGCCAGUUUUUUUGUGUGGCAAUCACACAUGAUGCUUCAUGUUUUUUCUUUUUUCUUGUCUCUGUCACGGAUGUAAAGCUUGGGAUACUUGAGUCAAAGUCCAAAAGAUCUAGGCUAGGCUAUUUUUUACAUCUCUAAGAUUGCUCUACAGCUGAAGAUAGAGAAAAGAGAUACAAUACAACGCCCUUCUCUACUCCAUUUUCACAUCGUUGGAGCAUCCGUUUUAAAAAUCAAUGCCUACAGUCAUGUUAUUAGCAUAAGCUUUUCUUAAAGAUCCACAACCAGCUUAUAUGUGAAUGAAUUGGAAGUUCUAACUUUGAAACCCUAAUAGAUGAUUGGAGGAUGUAACCAACAUCAACACGAAAGAAAUGUUUACAUUGCACAAGAUAGCCAAUGUUAGAAGUCAGGGGUACUCUCUUCCAGUGAAAAAGAGAACCAAGUUUUUUUCUCCCAUUUCUUUGGCGAAAGUCUUUGAAGGCUUUAUUCUUCAUUUAAAUAUUCGAAACUGUGGUUCAAUCAUUGGAGUCUUCAAAAGUACACUUUUCAGAAUGUCCUGAGAGACGCUUAGUUGUUUUCAUUCAUGUAUUGAAAAUUGUGAUCAUAUUCGCAUUAUUAUGCUUUACUUGUAUAUUCUAAUUUUUACAAUUGCAAGGUCCGGAUGCUCGCCCAAUGUGUGAUAGGCUCAAUUCAUUUUUCUCUCGCCAUCAGAUCAUCAUAGAAGACAAUCAAUGUGCUUUACUGGAAAAAAAAUAAAUCCAGUAUAGGGAUGUGUAAUUAUUGAGCAGUGGGAUUCUGAUGUCAUGCAUUUUACUAUCACCUAAGCCAUCUUUUUGCCCGUAUAUUUGUUUUUCAGGUGAAAUGUACAAAAUGCGACAAAAUCUCUAACCGCUAUGAGAAUAUGAUGGACUUAACUGUAGAGAUCCAUGGGGAUGCCGAGUCUUUGGAGGAGUGCCUUAAUCAGUUCACUGGUAAAGAGUGGCUUGAUGGGGAAAAUAUGUAUAAAUGUGAAGGGUAAGCUCGGCAUUCGCAUUCAAUACUGCGCAGGAGUAUAUUAUAUCGUAUCAAAUUCGUUUUGCUCUUUUUUUCGAGGACUUUGAUCUUGACAAACAUAUUAUAAUCGAAUAAUGCCUUCGCUAAAUUUAACUUCGAUUUUUUGGACGACUGUCUGUAAAUUAAAUCUUUAACAAGAUCCUAACUCAUUUUCUUGGAGGAGAGAAUACAGGUUAAAAUUAUCCUGUAUGUAAAAACUAAAUGAGAUAAACUCUACAAAAAGUUCCAAAAGAUAAGAGGACUACUGCCGAUAAAGAGUGCCUAUCUAAUUAACUUUAUACCAGCUCAUAAUAUCUAUGAAAGCUUAUAAAUCAAAUCCGCAUGACUCACUCUUAGGAUUGAAUUUUUCCUUGUUUAGUUUUCCUUAUUGAAUAUCUCCUGCUGAUUCCCGCCUCUUUUUUGGGCUGCAACUGUAGGAAUUAUUUUUUGAGCCCUGAUCAUCUUUCACAAGCCAAAGUAAAUCCUGCGCAUAAUUCCCAUCUCAUCUCUCACCCUGAGAUAUUUCUUAUAUUCGUACAUUACUCUCCUACUCUGGGGUGUCCUUCCUGCCCCCCAAAAAAGGGAAUUAGACGGGAUAAAACUUAAGUAUCAAAUUUAUUGUCUAAUACACUUGGAUCGCUUUUCUAUUACCAUUUUGCUAAACAAGAUCUAUAUUCUAAAAUAUGGUACUGUACAAGAAAGCUUUAUCGAGGACAUGUCUGAAAAAUAUGCACGUGAAAGAAAGGAGCGGAGAACGUAUGGAAAGAAGCUAGUGGCCUUGGGAAGGAGAAACCAAAGAGUGUUCAUGUGCUGCCACUUUGCCAGCUCAUAUAAUACUCUUAGUCUUCUCUGGACAGAGAACCUAUUACAUGGAGCAAUCUCAGAUUUGUGGUACACUGCCCCUUAUUAUGCAGACAAUCUCAAAACUGGGUGUUUCAGUUUAUAUUAUAGAUCACACGUCCGUAUAUCAAACUUAAACACUUUUCCUUUUCAUCUCUUUCAUUUCGUUAAUUCUACCAGAACUUGUGAGUAUAAAUGUGCUUGCAAAACAGGAGUCCUCUGCUUUCUUAUUUUCCUGACUAAAGUUAUGAUUUCGGAUUAAUGGCAGAUGUGAUGAGUAUGUUAAGGCAUGGAAGAGGCUGACCGUUCAUCAGCCGCCAAAUGUUCUCACUAUUGCUCUGAAACGAUUCCAGGUUAUAAUUGUAUAUGUUAUUUUCAAUUCGUAAUUUGCUCCACAGAAUUUAUAAGUGUUUUAAUGUUUUGCUGUUUUUUUUACAGAGUGGGAGAUUUGGGAAAUUGAACAAGAGAGUCACAUUUCCAGUGACUUUAGACCUUGUGCCAUACAUGAGUGAAACACGUGGUAGCACGGAUCUUUAUGAACUUUAUGCCGUUGUUGUCCACAUAGACAUGCUCAAUGCUUCAUUCUUUGGACAUUAUAUUUGCUAUACUAAAGAUUUCCAUGGAAAUUGGUACAGAGUCGAUGACUGUAAGGUACAAUUUUGAGCUUUGUAAAGCUUAGUGGUCCUAUAUUAUUGGUGUACUGUUGUUUCUUCCGCUUCAAAAAAUAGAAAUCGUUGAUAUCUUAUCCUGUUAUUCCAGGUCAUGAAGGUUGAUGUUGAAGAGGUUCUUGCCCAGGGAGCUUAUAUGCUUUUAUAUAGCAGGUUGAAGCUCAUUCUCUACAUAUUCAAUCAUUACCUACUCUAUCUGCACUAACCAACUUCCAUUUAAUACCUAUUGAAGACUUGAAACCUUUACUUAGAUACGUGCAAUUUAUCUAGAAUUUGGCUGUCUGACUGGAUUGUUUGUGGCUGGUCCGUUCUUAUAUUUAUUCAAUUUUCCGAAAGUAAAGCCCUCAUAAUGAGAGACGGUCAACCGAGCUGGUCAGCCUACUCAAGGUUGAGUUUUUAGACACCAUCAUUUCAUUCAUUUUGGCUGAGUUCUCAAAAAUUAUUGAAAGGAGUCCUUUCCUCUAUCCGUCAGGAUUGCAGUUUGAAUUCUGAGUAAACGGGUUCCUGGAUGAAGGUAGCCUCCAUGUUCAACCGGAAUGCGUUAUAAAAGGGCUUAGAUUCUAGCCUAGCUGCUAUCCCUCUCUGCAUCCUUAUUUUUGUAGAGAUGGAUUUAUCAACCUUUUUGCCUGGGUUUAUUGGGCUCCAACCCUGGAGUUUUGGUGGUUAAAACCCUGAUUGGAACCUGAGUGAUAUCACAGAAUCUAUGCUAAGAAAGUACCUGACUAGCUAUGUAUGUCCUUCGCAAGCCAUUUCCAUGCACAGACAUUCAGGAUAUGCACUGCACCAUAGAGUUUUUGAUUCCGCCUUUAGCUUGUAUUUUUAAUUGUUUUCCAGUAUUUUUUGUACACACCUGAUCCGUGGUCUUGAGUUGUUCUCUGUUAAGGCAAAGUUUGUCAUAAAAACCCAGGGGAUUUUGAUGAAACAGAAUAUGGAUUUCUUUUUCAGACUAAGCUCUAUUUUUCUUGUUUUGACCUGCUGUUUGGAUUUGACUGUUUUGAGGAGGUUGUGGGUUUGCUUUGGUCUAAGUCAGAUGAUUGGCAGGGGCAUGAUUUGCUUCAAUUCAGAUUUUGUUCCUCUUUAUGAUUUUUUUGUUCAAAUCAAUAUUUUUUAAACUCUAAUUUAGAUGAAACUCGGUCCUGUCAUGCUUCCUCCAUAGGAUCGAAUGCAUCGCCGGCUUGAGUCUCUCUACUUGUUAAAUAUGAGGAACUUGUUAAAUUCUUUACCCGUUCGUAUUUUUGGCAAAACGUUCUUUUAUCUGAACAACGGAUUCACACUCUCCGUACACUGUUCGGAAUAGUGACCAAAAUACUCGUUAUUCAUAGAUGUUUACAUUCCCGGACACAGUAAUUUCUCAAUCAUCAAUGUAAGCGAUUCCCUGAUUACCGUCCCGGUUUUCUUACCCGCAAAGAGUUUGCCUUCUCCCCAUGUAUAUAUAUCGCUUAUGUGUAUAGAUGCAUCCUAUUGA